AUGUUUUUUUCUAAAGUGAAAGUUGGUUAAAUCUAGCUAGUAGUCUAAAGCCCAUGCCUCAGUUUAUUUUUCAGUCAUGAACCUAGAAUGAAGUAUGACGCACACAGCACAUUGCCUAGUACUUUUCCAGUGAAAUAUACUGUCCUCUCAAGAGCUCUUCCAUUUUAUCAGACGUGUCAAUGUUGCGUAAACACCGAACAAGGGCGAAAACGACCUCCUUGUUCAGGCAAGAAGAGAACAAAGGCGAGUCACUACACUUUUUACACAUUUUAACCUGUCAUCAAGUGAAUCACCACAUCAAUGGGGUUGUUACAGAAGGUGAAGACUGAGUUUCUUCUCUGUGAGAGGGGAAAAGAAGCAUUCCCUCCAGAAACUCCUUUCAACUUCCUUCAAACUGCAUGUAGAGACAUAAAAAUGGUAACCAUGAGUUCAUCUGACUCUGGGAUUUCACCAGUGAUGCGUGACAAAUCUCUAUGGAAGUUGGUGUGUCCUGGAUGUCAGAGAGGACCAAAGAAGAAAAGUUGGAUGAAGAUAUCUCAUUAUAUAGAUGCUGUAGAAUUCCUCGGCCAAAUCAAAGAGAUUGUGUCGAAACAUCGCAACAACAAGAUACUUCUUGCAAAGCCGAAAAGUUACGAGUUGAGAAUCGGGGGUCUGGAGGACACUGUCCAUGCUGGAGAUGGUGAACAGUUAGAAGUUUGGAAAGACUGCUACCUUCCAGAGAGAAUGGAGAUGGUGGUCAUUGGAGCCCUGGAUGACUUCCGAUGUUCAGCAGCAGGAUGGCAGCUGGUUCUCCUAUUAUGUGAAGAUGGCAAUGUCUACGCCUACGAGUUUGAAGUUCUGCACCUGGUUGCCAGAAGCUUGGAGGAUCUCUUUGAAACUGGAGCUGAGUUUCCAGGACUGGAGAAAUUCAGAUUUGGAGAAUGCUUUGAGGAAUUGUCUGAGGAAGAGAUGAAGAAAGAGAUGCAAUGCGAUGAAAUAAAGAAAAUCGAUGACGAGCAUAUUCACUUCAGAAGAAGAUUGCAGAUUGAGAUGCUGGAGGAUCUCAAAGCAAUCAGUCAAUCUGAGGUAAUAAUGAUUCAGACUGAGGGCAUGAGAGACAUAACAAAACAUGACAAAAGUGUGUAUAUUGAAAUCAGGGAAAGCUUAAGACUAAAAUAAUUCUAUGCUUGCUCCUGUGUGUACGGACCCUAACAUGCUGACUAGACCGGGCGUGCGCCAUCGGGCGCAUGUUGAUUUUGUCCACCCACACCAGACGCAAUCAAGGACUGGACUUCAGCAUGAACGUGUUUUAUGUUUUUCUACUUUGAGUAUAAAGGCCCAGAAAGGGGCGAAGUUGAAAUAGUGCUUGUAAAAAUUGUGGGUGAUUAAAAAAAACAAAAAAACAUA
This is a messenger RNA of Salmo salar (Atlantic salmon), 1386 nucleotides long. It is a transcript of the gene us420, whose product is annotated as 15.5 kDa protein. NCBI's taxonomy places the organism in Eukaryota, Metazoa, Chordata, Actinopteri, Salmoniformes, Salmonidae. The record is from RefSeq and is a predicted model, not a curated record.